AUGUUAGGAGCCCGUCAAGGUUUUACUGCUCGAGUUAAGCAAGAAAAUCCAUGUGUGGUGAUUGUUCACUGUCUCCUCCACCGUGAAAAUCUUGCUGCUCAGAAACUGUCAAAAGACUUGCACAAGGUGAUGAAUGAGGUAAUUCAGAUCGUUAAUUUCAUCAAAGCUAGGGCUCUCAACUCAAGGUUAUUCUCUCAAAUGUGCUCUGACUUUGAUUCUACACAUAUGCAUCUGUUGUACCACUCUGAAGUUAGGUGGCUGUCACGAGGAAAGGUUCUUCAACGAUUGCUUGAGUUGCGGACUGAGACAGAGAUGUUUCUGACUGAAAAGAAACAUCAAUUGGCCCACAAAUUCUCAGAUUCAAACUGGUUGAUGCAAGUAGCGUAUCUUGCAGAUAUAUUUGCUGAGAUUAAUUCCCUGAAUAUGUCAAUGCAAGGUCGUGAUCAAACAUUAGUUGGGGUUUCUGAGAAACUGUCAUCAUUCAAAGCAAAACUGAAGUUGUGGAUGAAUAAAGUAAAGGCAGAAAAAACAGCAUCAUUUCCCUCCCUAAAUAUACUUCUGGAGAACGAAAACUAUUCUCUCAGCCAAGUCCAAGACACUAUUGUGCAACACAUGUCCAAGCUGGUCACAGAAUUUGACCAUUACAUUCCAGAAAAUGCACAAAAAUACAGUUGGAUCAGAAACCCAUUCAACAUUGAAGCUGAAGACCUACCUGAGGAAAUAUCAAACAUCAACAACCUACAGGAGCAGCUCAUUGAGAUCCAGAGUGAUGAAGCACUUCAUUAUGAUUUUAAAAGGCAACAUGAAUCACUAAGCUCAUUUUGGAUAAAAGUGUACAAAGAAAAAACAAUUCUUGGAGGUGAAGCCAUGAAAGCCCUCCUUCCAUUUGCUACAACAUAUUUGUGUGAGGCAGGAUUUUCUGCCCUGACAGUUACAAAGACCAAGUACAGAAACCGCCUGCAACCUGAGGAUGAUCUAAGAUGCAGUCUAACAUCAAAAUCACCCAGAUUUGAGGAGCUGGUCAACACACUUCAGUGUCAAGGUUCUCACUGA
Messenger RNA from Portunus trituberculatus (swimming crab), 1053 nucleotides. RefSeq names its product SCAN domain-containing protein 3-like. Lineage: Eukaryota; Metazoa; Arthropoda; Malacostraca; Decapoda; Portunidae. The transcript has a single exon. The record is from RefSeq and is a predicted model, not a curated record. Bases 1 to 1053 code for a protein of 350 amino acids.